This is a messenger RNA of Lotus japonicus, 2235 nucleotides long. RefSeq names its product TMV resistance protein N-like. Lineage: Eukaryota; Viridiplantae; Streptophyta; Magnoliopsida; Fabales; Fabaceae. The record is from RefSeq and is a predicted model, not a curated record. The coding region runs from base 225 to 2069 and encodes 614 amino acids. The transcript is spliced from 3 exons. Gene Ontology annotation, biological process: signal transduction; defense response. Gene Ontology annotation, molecular function: ADP binding.
UAUUUCAUAUAAAAACCCCAUAGUUUUUUAAGAACAGCACCAUGUGACGCUUGUCAUCCCAAGUCCCAGUUUGAUUUGUUUAAGAAAACAUGUAAUAAUCUGUGUGAACGUCAUAAAGUGAUUUCAGCAUAAGUUAUUUGUUAAUUAUAUACCUGCGACCCUGUUUCUGGGAGUCAGUUGCAGAGGUUGUCUUGCAAUUGUUUGUGUUAAUUCAUCAGUGCUCAAUGGCUAAAGAAGGAGUUGUUCUUCCAUAUUCAACAGGUAGAUGGGCAUACGACGUGUUCCUGAAUUUCAGAGGAGCGGAUACUCGUGAUGGAUUUACAAGCGUUCUCUACAAAUCUCUGAAAGAAAGAGGAAUCCGAACCUUCUUCGAUGACGAUGAGCUUUCAAGAGGGAAAGAGAUCAAGUCCUCCCUCCUCAGAGUCAUCGAAGAAUCCAUGAUUGGCAUAGUGAUAUUUUCACCAAACUACGCUUUCUCAGCUUAUUGCUUGGAUGAACUUGUCCACAUCUUAGAUUGCUGCAAGGGUCACGAUCGGUUGGUUUUGCCAGUGUUCGUGGAUGUGGAUCCUUCACAUGUAAGGUAUCAGGUAGGGACUUAUGGUGAUGCCAUGGCCAAGCAUGAAGACCACCACCGCGUUGACCAACCCAAACUGCAAAAAUGGAGACAGGCUUUAGCUGAUGCAGCUGAUUUGUCUGGCUGGCAUAUCCAACAAGGGUCUAAGUCUGAAUUUACCUUUAUUCGAAAGAUUAUUGGAGAGGUUUCCAGAAGAAUCAAUCGCAACCAUCUGCAUAAUAUUGGUAACCACCUAGUUGGACUGGAAUCUCGGGUGCAUGAUGUAACAACACUUCUUGAGUUGGAGUCUGACCAGAAAACCAUCAUGGUAGGGAUUUGUGGAUUAGGUGGAAUAGGAAAAACAACACUUGCUCAAGCUGUAUUUUGUUCGAUUUCUGGUCAGUUUGAAGGCAUAUGUUUUCUUGCUGAUGUUAGCCAGAAAUCGCAUGACCUUGGCCUAGUCAGACUGCAGGAGACACUCCUUUCUGAUUUAGUUGAUGAGAAGAACAUCAAGUUUACAGAUCCAAGGGAAAUAAUUCCGACAAUAAAACACAGGCUCCGGCAAAAGAAAGUUCUUUUGAUUCUUGAUGAUGUUUGGGAUAUGGUAGAGUUGGAGUCAUUAGCUGGAGAUUGUGAUUGGUUUGGUUCCGGUAGCAGAGUGAUUAUAACCUCAAGGAACACACAUUUGCUUAAUUCCCAUGGUGUUGACAGACAAUAUAAACUCCAGACAUUGAAUGAAGAAGAAGCUUUUGAGUUAUUUUGUUGGAAGGCCUUUGAAAAUAAAGAAGCAAAUCCAAUUUAUAUGGAACUAUCAAAAAGUGUAGCGAGUUAUUCCCUUGGAAUUCCACUGGUUUUGGAAUUGGUUGGUUCUGACUUGUUUGAUAAGCCAAUUGCUGAAUGGGAAUCUCUCUUGGACAAAUACAAAAGAUAUGAUCCAAGAGAUAUUCCAGGGCUCCUAAUGAUCAGCUACCAAAAUUUGGAUGAUGAUGUGAAAACAAUCUUCCUUGACAUAGCAUGUUGCUUCAAUGGUUACAAAGUGGAAUAUCUUACUGAUUUGUUGUUAAAUGGUCGUGGUUUCUCUCCAAAAUACGCUUUACAAGUGUUGAUUUCCAAAUCAUACAUAAAGAUAGAAGACGGUGUUGUUAGAAUGCAUGACUUGGUGCAAGACAUGGGUAGGGCAUUUAAUCACAGGGAAUCACGUUCACAGCCUGGUAACAGCAAAAGAUUAUGGUUCUAUCAAGAUAUUCUCAAUGUUCUUAAUAACAAUAUGGGAGGUCCUGCUGUUGAAAUCAUGAAGAUUGACUUGCCUAAACAUGAAGAAGUGAUUUGGGAUGGAAAUGGUUUCAAGAAUCUGGAAAACCUCAAAAUUCUUGAAAUUAUAAAUGCACGCUUUUCAGAAGUUCCCAAGAUCUUCCCAGAUGAUUUGAGAGUGCUGAAUUGGAAAGGAUACUUCAAGGGAGCAAACUACAAGAAUCAACAUAGUGGGAAUACUUCUGGUUGUUGCAAUAUACUUUAGAUAAACCAUUGCUUAUUUGCAAAUGUAUUUUUCUCUUUUCUUGUAAUAGCAGAAUUAACACUAGCUGUUACUUAAAAUUACAACGACCCUCCUCAAGCUAUGCUGUACCUGGAAAGUGCAAACCCCCCUGCACUUUAUACUGCAUGUCACUUUCCUAGUUUCUCUC